ACCUAAAAUAACACAAAAUAUCAGUUUGUUACAAAUUGCGGCAGAAUUGUGCGAUUUUGACGCAAACUGUGUAAUUUUGUGCAAAUGACCACAACUAAACUUCUCUUGAACCUGAAUGAUGUUUACCAUGCCUUGAUAAUCAUCCAAGCUUCGAUUUGCUUGUUGUAUGUUGUUAUCAACCCAGAUCUGCUCAAUAAGGCCAUUUACAGCUUCUCGCAUCUUCUUAGCUCUAGCUCUUGUGACUGGACCUCCUGAAAUAUAAUUAUCCGUGGUGUUCAUCCUCGACUUAUCAAUCAACCCUUCCAUAGUUGAUUGUGGCGUCUUCUCCAUACCAAGGUUCUUACCUCGUCCUAGUGUGGUUAUUGAUGGUGGUAAUUGUACUAACGUUGCUAGCACAACCAUGGUAGAAAAAUUAGGAUUGCCUACACUAAGACACCUUAGUCCGUACAAGUUGCAAUGGUUGAAUGAUAGUGGCGAGGUAAAGGUAAACAAACAGGUGUUAGUUGCAUUUCGAAUCAGAAAAUACGAAGAUGAGGUACUUUGCGAUGUCAUUCCAAUGCAUACUGGGCACUUGUUGUUAGGACGACCAUGGCAGUUUGAUCGACAAGUCAAGCAUGAUGGGUUUACCAACAAAUACUCUUUUGUACUCAAUCAGCGUCGAAUCACUCUUGUUCCUUUGACACCCCAACAGGUGAUUACGAGGAUGUAUUUCCCAAAGAAACACCACCUAGAUUACCUCCAAUAUGAGGGAUUGAACGUCAAAUUGAUUUUGUACCUGGUGCGACAAUUCCAAACGGACCAGCCUAUAAGAGCAAACCCCGAGGAGACAAAGGAGCUUCAGAGGCAGGUAAGUGAAUUAAUGGAGAAGGGGUACGUGAGGGAAAGCAUGAGUCCAUGUGCUGUUCCUGUUCUACUUGUGCCUAAGAACGAUGGGACUUGGAGGAUGUGCGUUGAUUGUCAAGCCAUCAAUGGCAUUACGAUAAAGUAUCAACAUCCUAUUCCUUGCUUAGAUGACAUGUUAGAUGAGUUGCAUGGUGUAGGUAUUGGUGCAGUACUCAUGCAAGAGGGUCGACCAAUUGCGUACUUUAGUGAAAAGCUAAGUAGGGCAGCUCUAAACUACCCACCUUAUGACAAGGAGUUAUACGCAUUGCACUUGAAAGGUCAACACAAAUUGAACAAGAGGCAUGUGCGAUGGAUGGAGUUCAUCGUGACGUUUCCAUAUGUCAUUCAGUAUAAGCAAGGUAAGGAGAAUGUGGUUCUGAUGCACUUUCUCACAGGCUUGCCUAGGACUAGCCAUGGAAAAGAUUCAAUUUUUGUGGUUGUGGAUAGGUUCUCUAAGAUGGCACAUUUUAUCCCAUGUCAUAAAACGGAUGAUGCUUCACAUAUUGCUGAUUUGUUCUUUAGGGAGAUUUUGAGAUUACAUGAUUUACCAAGUGAGUACAAUGUUAGUGCCACUUUCAAUGUUACUGAUUUGAGUCGUUUUGAUGCAAUAAACGAUUUGAGGACAAAUCCUUUUCAAGAGGAGGGGAAUGAUGUAAAUCCAGUUCAGAAAUCCCUUGUUGUGCUGUGGGUCUCAUUGUUCUCAUUGGGGUUCCCAUCAUGUGGGGUCAUCUUGAUUCCCAUCACCCAGAACUCAAAUUUCAGCAUGGACAAAAUUAUGAGUGGUAGAGGGGGCCAAAGAGAGCAAAAUCUGAUGAGGUGGGGAGAUCAGCAAGAUCGUGACUUAGGUAGCAUCAAGAUGAAGAUUCCUCUGUUUCAAGGCAAAAAUGAUCCAGAUGUGUAUUUGGAGUGGGAAAAGAAGGUGGAAUUGGUGUUUGACUGCCAUAACUAUUUUGAGGAGAAAAAGGUGAAACUAACAGUUGUGGAAUUUACUGAUUACGCUGUGGUGUGGUGGGAUCAGCUUGUGCUUAGUCAACGUAGAAAUCGAGAGUGUCUUGUUGACACUUGGGAAGAGAUGAAAGCUGUGAUGAGAAAACGAUUUGUUCUUAGUCACUACUACCGUGAUCUCUAACAGUGAUUGUAGGGCUUUACUCAAGGGUCCAAAAGUGUUGAGGAUUAUCACAAAGAGAUGGAAAUUGCAAUAGUUAGAGUGAAUGUGGAAGAAGACAAAGAAGCAACUAUGGAACGAUUUCUGCAUGGCUUAAAUCGUGAUAUAGCUAAUGUGGUCUACCACAUUAGAAGAUAUGGUGCCUAUGGCAAUGAAAGUAGAACGACAAC
Molecule: messenger RNA, 2217 nt
Organism: Rubroshorea leprosula
Lineage: Eukaryota; Viridiplantae; Streptophyta; Magnoliopsida; Malvales; Dipterocarpaceae
Source: the annotation of a GenBank genome assembly